This is a messenger RNA of Triticum dicoccoides, 1827 nucleotides long. RefSeq lists its product as uncharacterized. The record is from RefSeq and is a predicted model, not a curated record. NCBI's taxonomy places the organism in Eukaryota, Viridiplantae, Streptophyta, Magnoliopsida, Poales, Poaceae. The coding region runs from base 125 to 1486 and encodes 453 amino acids. The transcript is spliced from 2 exons.
GCAAACGGCAUAAAGCCUACAGCCUAAGCUAGGGUUUUCGAUUUGUGGAUCGGGACUCCAGAGGCCGCCGCAUCCUCUCUCAAUCCACGCCAAUCCCUAGCCACAUCUCCGGCCACCUUCCGCCAUGUCUUCACCGAGGAGGUUUUCCUGGGUCGUGCUGAGGAAGCACGUCCCGGUCUUCGACGCCGAGGAGAAGGAGCAGGAGGACAAGAUCAUGGCCAAGGCGAGCAAAGAUUGGGGGAACAUCGAGAAUGGGUCCUGGAUACUGGACCAGUUCUCGCUCGACGCGCACCUCGUCGAGCCGCCGGAGCUCUCCACCUUGUCCGUGCGCGCCAAGAUCGAGACGCAGGAGCGCGGCUUCGGGUGCGUCCUCGACUCCGUCGUGGAGAACUACCUCGUCAUGACUCUGGUGUUCGGCGACAGGUGGUACGGGCUCGUCUACGACGCCGCCAAGAACUCGCUCUCGCUGCUCCCCGCCACCAUGGAUUCCUUCGAGGGCUACGACUUCGCGUCGAGAGUUGAUUCUGUGCCCUUCUUCUUCCUGAGGCCACCUGCUGUCCUGCCACGCGACGACGGUUCCUACGAUCUGUUCAAUCUGGGGUUCCGUUUCGCUACACGCGACAGAGUGUUGCAGGGGUCGUCGGGCAUCAUCUUCCGGUGGUGGAGCCAUGCCGCUGGCAAGAAGUGGACGAAGCAGGAGGCGCGCUUCAGCCCGCAUACCCAGGUGCCGCGCCAGCCGGCUUACAAAGUAGACGCGGCCUUCACUUUCAAAGGGAAGGUUUUCUGGGCCGAUCUCAUGCUUGGCGCCAUUGUCUGUGACAUGCCAUCCACCCGUACCACUACCAGCGAAGACGAAGACCACGUGGAGCUGGACUUCAUCCAUCUUCCCCAGGAGUGCCAAGGCCGUGACUUCUCCCGCAGUUACCCCAAGGACCGUCGGACCAUGGGCCCUGUCGGGGACUCCAUAAAGCUCAUCUCCAUCGUCACCAUCAGUGGCGACAACCCCCGUGACAACACGCCCCCUGCCGAUGUCGUGUUGCGGAGCUGGACCCUGUCGCCAGAUCUCCGCUCAUGGACGAGAGACCAAGACAUGGAGCUGCCCUUGCCCCUGCUCUGGCAGUCGGAGGUCUACAAGCGCGAGAGGCUGCCGCAGGCCAUGCCGCAGUGCCCAGUCCUCAAGGCCGACGAGGAUGGUGUCCUUUACCUCUUGCUGGGAGAUUACUACCUUGAUUGGGAGAGAAGGGCUCGGCUAUGCAGGGAGAUUGAGUGUGUGAUCAGCAUCGACAUGCGCACAAAGUCUCUCCUGUCCUGCAGCCAUCGUCCGAUCAAAGAUGGCUUGCCGGCGCCAGCGCCAUGGGAAGAAGUCCAGCCUUCCAAAGAUUUCCAUCCUGACAUACCUUCCCUGGUUGCUGCCAAGUUCUGCGCGAACCACACUGGAUGGUCUCAUUGUCUUCUCCACAAGGAAAAGAAGAAUCGUCUGAUAUAGAUGGAAAAAAAGAAGAGCAGCUCAACUCGUGGCGCUUUCAACAGUGUAGCUCUUGCUUCGAUUGUUGUGGUUAAUUACCUUCAGCUCCAGGCAUCUAUAUCUUGUCUUUAACGUGUCCCUGCAUUUAUCUAUUUUAUAAGUAGUUAAUUCGCUGAUAGCCUUCUGUGCUUUUUAUAUCUAUUAGAGUUGGGGUGUGAUGGUUUAAAUAUGGCACAGUUGGAAGCAUGGUUGAACUUGUAAUGGUCGUAGGCUGUGGUCUGUUGCUACCUUCACUAUAUAUGUCUGUAAUGGCUCGUUUUCUUAAUGAGAUGAAGAACUGAAUCCUCUUGUUAUGUUUAUCA